Zasmidium cellare ATCC 36951 is the source of this 1911-nucleotide messenger RNA. RefSeq lists its product as uncharacterized. The coding region runs from base 1 to 1911 and encodes 636 amino acids. The record is from RefSeq and is a predicted model, not a curated record. The transcript has 4 exons. NCBI's taxonomy places the organism in Eukaryota, Fungi, Ascomycota, Dothideomycetes, Mycosphaerellales, Mycosphaerellaceae.
AUGGAGGGCAAACUGUCUUUCGUAUGGCUUUAUCUCGCCUUCCUCUGUUCGUUCUUCUUAUCGAUUGAAGCUGUGGCCUCUCCACCACCUAGUCGACGUCCUUCAGGUGGACCUUGGAAAGAACAACCAGCUGGAGAAGGAUUGAUCCAGGAUGCCGACUACGACCGUGGAGCAUACGGUCGAUAUGUCACGCAGACGUUCAGAUCUGCGAGUCUCACAGUCCCGCGACUCAACAUGGAUAUGCCGUUCACCAAUUGCAACGAUGGGUCGUACCUGUUCGUAACACCUAGGGGAGAGGUCGUCAAGGAGCCGUUGGCCGCUAUCUACGAUGCGACCGGGAGCCUGAUAUGGACGCCGACCGAUCACUCUGGGGAGGUUUACAACUUCGAAGUGCAGCAGUACAAAGGCGACUCGGUUCUGACGUUCUGGGGCGGCGACAACGGCCACGGCCAUGGCAGCGGUCACUACUUUAUGUAUGACAAGCACUACAACCUCAUCGGCAAAGUCAAUGCUGUCGGUGGAUAUGGUGCUGAUCUACACUCGUUCACGAUCCUCCCAAACGACCACGCACUGGUGACCAUCUACGACAAGGUUGGGACCGAUUUGGCAGAGGUCUUAGGUCGACCACACCCGGGCAAAUGGAUGUGGGAUUCCAUGUUCCAGGAAAUCAACCUCGAGACAAAUGAGCUGGUAUUCGAAUGGCGAGCCUCCCACCACUUCGCGUUUAGCGAGUCUUACAUUUCCACUCUACCCGCUACAGAGUCCGAACCUUGGGACUGGUUUCACAUCAAUACCGUGGAGAAGGAUGAAGCUGGCAAUUACUUGAUCUCCGCGCGCCAUCUUCGAUGCGUCGCUUACAUCUCACGCGAGACUGGUGAAGUCUUAUGGAGGUUGGGCGGGAAAAGGAACUCAUUCAAUGAUCUGUCAAACGGACAAGCUACCCACUUCGUUGGACAGCACGACACCCAUUGGGACCAAGGACAUCGAUACAUCACUAUGUUCGACAACAGGGCGGACUGGCAAGACGAGCAAGAGCAUGUAUCGAAAGGCAAAAGGAUAGAAAUCGAUCUGGAAAACAUGACGGCCAAAUUGGACACAACCUUUGUUCAUCCAAAGAACAUUUUCGCCUUCUCGCAGGGCUCAUACCAGACCUUGCCCCACGGGAAUGUCGUUCUUGGAUAUGGCUACACGGGUGCCAUGGCCGAGUUUUCGUCGAACGGCACAUUGCUCUGCGAUGCGUAUCUUCAACCAUCUUCGAGAUUCAGCUCUGGAGAUGUUCAAAGCUAUCGCAAUCUCAAGUUCAAUUGGACGGGUCUGCCUACUACGAAGCCAAGCAUGGUUCUGGACAAUGGCACGAUCUAUGUUUCCUGGCUUGGGUCUACAGAGGUCCGUAGCUGGAUGCUGGAAGAUGCUGUGAUACCUGAAGGGCGUCUUGGACCUGUCACAACGUUUGCGAAGAGUGGGUUUGAGACAGUGUUUACCAUUCCUGAAGAUCUUCCCUUACGACAGUACAUACGUAUUGUGGCCCUGAACAAAGAUAGCCAAGAUCUCUCAGCGUCCGACUUCAUCGACGUUGGCGACAAGGCGACCGUGUUCACAGAGCCUCCAUUCGAGCCCGACGACGAUCUCAAUCUCGAAGAGCAACUACAAGAUCUUGGAGCAUUGCUUGGUCGCUCGACCGUGGGAUCGAUUCCCGCGUUGGAGUCUACCGCGCUUCAAACGCCAGGCUUCGGUAUCAUACGAUCGAUUGCCUCUCGAGGCACAUUGAUGAUUGAAAGUUUGCCUUCAAUAUCAAGCCAUUUUCAGACUCCCGUCGACAAGCGCCAGUACAAUCUCGACGUCGACGCCCACCUACCCGACCCGAUCUUAUCUCUGGGAGUACUUCGGUCGUACGACCAAAAUCAGACCUAA